Erinaceus europaeus (western European hedgehog) is the source of this 3837-nucleotide messenger RNA. RefSeq names its product zinc finger protein 14-like. Gene Ontology annotation, biological process: regulation of transcription by RNA polymerase II. Lineage: Eukaryota; Metazoa; Chordata; Mammalia; Eulipotyphla; Erinaceidae. The record is from RefSeq and is a predicted model, not a curated record. Gene Ontology annotation, molecular function: DNA-binding transcription factor activity, RNA polymerase II-specific; RNA polymerase II transcription regulatory region sequence-specific DNA binding. Bases 1 to 1530 code for a protein of 509 amino acids. The transcript is spliced from 4 exons. Gene Ontology annotation, cellular component: nucleus.
AUGGCAGUUUCUCAGGGCUCAGUGACCUAUGAAGAUGUAACUGUGAUAUUCACUCAAGAGGAGUGGGCACUAUUAAAUCCUUCAGAGAAGAAACUCUACAGAGAUGUGAUGUGGGAAAACUUCAGAAACUUUCUUUCAAUAGAAAAAUUACAAGAGAACCAUUCCACCAAAGAAGAGCAUAAUACCCAUGGGAGUAAACAAAGUAAUACAGUGGUGAAAAUCUCUGAGGGCAAAGAAAGUAAAAAUUGUAGGAAACAUCAAGAAUGUGAAGUAUACAACAAACUAUUCACUUACUCUGGUCAUCGUCAAAAACAUGAAAGAACUCAUAAAGGAGUGAAACCUUAUGAAUGUAAACAAUGCGGUAAGGCCUUCAGUUGUUCCAGUUCUCUUCAGUUACAUGAAAGAACUCACAGUGGAACGAAACCUUAUGAAUGUAAACAAUGUUGUAAAACAUUCAGUCAAGCCAGUUCUCUUCAGAGACAUGAAAGAACUCACAGUGGAGAAAAACCCUAUGAAUGUAAACUGUGUAGUAAAGCAUUUAGUAAUUCCAGUUCUCUUCAGUUACAUGAAAGAACUCACAGUGGAGAGAAACCAUAUGAAUGUAAACUAUGUAGUAAAACAUUCAGUUUUCCCAGUUCUGUUAGGAGACAUGAGCGAACACACAGUGGGGAGAAACCCUAUCAAUGUAAACAAUGUAGUAAAACAUUCAGUCAAGCCAGUAAUCUUCGAACACAUGAACGAGCUCACCGUGGAGAGAAACCCUAUGAAUGUAAACAAUGUAGUAAAGCAUUCAGUCACUCCAGUUCUCUUCAGUUACAUGAAAGAACUCACAGUGGGGAGAAACCAUAUGAAUGUAAACUAUGUAGUAAAACAUUCAGUUUCCCCAGUUCUCGUUGGAGACAUGAACAGACUCAUCGUGGAGAGAAACCCUAUGAAUGUAAACAAUGUAAUAAAGCCUUCAGUCAUUCCAGUUCUCUUCAGUUACAUGAAAGAACUCACAGUGGAGAGAAGCCCUAUGAAUGUAAACUAUGUAGUAAAGCCUUCAGUCAUUCCAGUUCUCUUCAGAUACAUGAAAGAACUCACAGUGGAGAAAAACCCUAUGAAUGUAAACAAUGUAGUAAAGCAUUCAGUCAUUCCAGUUCUCUUCAGUUACAUGAAAGAACCCACAGUGGAGAGAAGCCCUAUGAAUGCAAAGUAUGUAAUAAAACAUUCAGCUUUUCUACUUCUCUUUGGAGACAUGAAAGAACACACAGUGGUGAGAAACCCUAUCAGUGUAAACAAUGUAGUAAAACAUUCAAUCAAGCCAGUAACCUUUUGACACAUGAACGAAUUCACAGUGGAGUGAAACCGUUUGAAUGUAAACAAUGUAAUAAAGCAUUCAGUCAAGCCAGUUCUCUUCAGUCACAUGAACGAACUCACAGUGGAGAGAAACCCUAUGAUUGCAAACAAUGUUAUAAAACAUUCAGUCGAUCAAGUCAUCUUUGGAGACAUAAAAGAAUUCACAGUAGAGAGAAACCCUAUGAAUGUUAACAAUGUAGUAAGAAAUUGAAAUUCAUUUUUUCCAGUCAUCUUCAAAUACAUGAAAGAAUAUAUAAUGGAGAGAAACCCUAAAAAAUAAAUACAGAUAGAUAGAUCAAAGUGGUGUAGGAGGUGGUGCAGUAGAUAAAGCACUGGAUUCUCAAGCAUGAGAUCCUGAGUUUAGUCCCCAGCAGCACACAUACCAGAGUGAUGUCUGAUUCUUUCUCUCUCUCUCUUCUCCUAUCUUUCUUAUUAAUAAAUAAAAAUUUAUAAAAGAAAAAAAAAGAAACCCUACUAGUGCAAACAGUGUAGUAAAACAGUCAUGCUAGUUCUCUUUGGGCACAUGAAAGAAUACACAGUAGAGAGAAAACCUAUGAAUGUACACAGUGUUAUAACAUUUGGUUGUUCCAGUUCUCUUCAGACACAUGGACAAACACACUGGAGAGAAAUGCUGUGAGUGUAAACAAUGUAGUAAAACAUUCCAUUUUUCCAGUAAUCAUCAGAUAUAUGAAAGAAUAUAGUGGAGAGAAACCCUAUGAAUGUAAAUAGUAAAACAUUCAGUCAAGCCAGUCAUCUUUGCAAACAUAAAAGAACUUAGUGGAGAGAAAGUUUAUGAAUGUAUGCAAUGUAGAAACUAUUCAGUUAUUCUGGUACUCUUUGUAGACAUGAAAUAAGUCACAGUGGGUCAAAACCCUAUGAAAGUAGUAAAGCUUUUAGUUGUUCUACUACUCUUCGAACACAUAUUCACAGUGCAAGCCAAUCUUAUGAGCAUAAGUUGUGUACUAGAGAGAUGCAACUUGAGACAUGAUGUAGUACUUAGUGGUUUAACCUUCAAUAUAAUAGCUCCCAGGUUUGAGCUUCUGCACUACAUGUACCAGCAUGAUGUUCUGUUUUAUUCUCAUGUUAAUAUAUAAGUAAAUGGGUUUUUUUAUUUCUUUAUUGGGGGAUUAAUGUUUUACAGUCAAAAGUGAAUAUAAUAGUUUGUAUAAGUAAAUGUUCUUAAAUAAUUAUAGAGACCACAGUUCCAUGAUAAACAAGUGAUUUCAUAUCUAUGAGUAUUAUGUAAAUGUAAGGAAUAUGAACAAGUACUUUUUUCAGCUCUGGAUAAUCGUGUGGGGGCUUAAACCUGGGACUUUGGAGCCUCAGGCAUGAGAGUCUCUUUGCAUACCAAAAUCAAUGAAUGGAGUUACAUCAAAUUGAAAAGGUUAUGUGCAGCAAAGGGAAUCACCAUCAUAAUAGAGAUACUCCCCACAGACUCUGAGAAAAUAUUUUGUUAUACAUAAUAGAAAGGAUUGAUGGCAAAAAUACAUAAAGAACUCAACAAUAAAAAGAUAAACAACCCCUUCAGAAUAGGAGGAAUAUAUAGGCAGAAUACUCUCAAGAGAUUUAAAUGGCCAACACACACUUGAAAAAAUACUCAAAGUCACAUCAUCAGAAAAAUGCAAAUAAAAACAACAAUGAGAUACUAUGUUAUACCUGUGAAAAUGUCAUGUUUUAGAAAAGACAGAAACACCCAACUGUUGGAGAAGCUUUGGGAGUAAAGAACACUCCCACACAGUAGGUGGGUAUAAAAGUUGGUCUGAAAAUUAUGGAAAACUGUCUGGAAAUUCAUCAGAAUACUAGAAAUGAACCUACUUUACCAUCUAGCAAUGCUUCCUAAGGAAUUAGGGAAAAUAAAAAACACCUACCAAAAAAAAAAAAAAAAAAAAACCUAUCCACACCAAUGUUCACAGCAACAAUUUGUCAUACCCACAUUGGAAGCAACCCCCAGGUGCCAAAUAACAGAUGAAUGGCUAAGAAGUCUGUGGUACAAACACCUAAUGGAAUGCUGUGUAGCUCUUAAAAAAAUAAGGUCAUCACCUUUGCUGUAUCGUAGUGAGAACUUAAAGGCAUCAUGUUGAAUGACCCUAACCAGGUAAAGGAAAACAAUACAGAAUAAUCUCACUUGUAGACAGACUCACAACAAAGAACAGGGAGAACAUCAGGUGAAAUAUUGACUGGGUGUGGUAUAGGACAUCAAAACAAAGGACUUUUUGAAAGGAUGAAAAGGGACAGGGUGAAGGAAUAUUAAGAUCUAGCUGCACCUGUGCACUGGAGACUUUCAAACCAUUAAUCCCCCAAUAAAAUUAAAGAAAGAUAAAUUGUUUGGAUUCUCUGCAUAUGCCAGAGUGAUUCUUUGGUCCUCUCUCCUCUUAUUAGAGAAAAGCUCAUAUAUUUCUAUUAUAGUGCAAGAGUAUAUAUUUAAAAAAUUGUUAUAAAAAUAUGAAAAUAAAGCUUAGGAAUGUUAAGUAAUAUUUGUAAAAUAAAGGAUAAAACUGG